Marmota flaviventris (yellow-bellied marmot) is the source of this 2582-nucleotide messenger RNA. RefSeq names its product pellino E3 ubiquitin protein ligase family member 3 (gene Peli3). The record is from RefSeq and is a predicted model, not a curated record. Gene Ontology annotation, molecular function: protein binding; ubiquitin protein ligase activity. Lineage: Eukaryota; Metazoa; Chordata; Mammalia; Rodentia; Sciuridae. Gene Ontology annotation, biological process: protein K63-linked ubiquitination; regulation of Toll signaling pathway.
GUCCCCGUGACGAGGCAGCGCGGAGCCGCUGCGGGCCGGGCCCAUCCCGCCGCAGCGGCCCCGGGGCCGAGCAGGGACGAGGCGGGGAGGGAGCUGCCCAGAGCGGGGCCCGGAGAGCGGCCAGAAUGGUGCUGGAAGGAAACCCUGAAGUGGGGACCCCCCGAACCUCAGACCUCCAGCACCCCGGGAACAAGGGCUCUUGCAUCCUUUCUUCCAGUGAAGAUGCACAGCCGGGCGAGGAGCCCAUCAAGUAUGGCGAACUCAUCGUCCUGGGAUGCUGUGAGGAAGGAGGUGAGGAAACCGAGGCUCAGAGAGGGGAAGUGACUGGCCCAAGGGCACACAGCUGCUACAAUGGGUGUCUGGCAAGUGGGGACAAGGGUCGUCGGCGAAGCCGCCUUGCACUGAGUCGCCGGCCACAUGCCAAUGGAGUGAAGCCAGAUGUCAUGCACCACAUCUCUACACCCCUCGUCUCCAAGGCACUGAGUAACCGAGGCCAGCACAGCAUCUCAUACACACUGUCCCGGAGCCACUCAGUUAUAGUGGAGUACACGCAUGACAGCGACACAGACAUGUUCCAGAUUGGCCGCUCCACAGAGAACAUGAUAGACUUUGUGGUAACAGACACAUCCCCUGGAGGAGGGGCUGCAGAGGGCCCUUCUGCCCAGAGCACCAUCUCCCGCUAUGCCUGCCGCAUCCUCUGUGACCGCAGGCCACCCUAUACUGCCCGCAUCUAUGCCGCUGGCUUUGAUGCCUCCAGCAACAUCUUCCUUGGAGAGCGGGCAGCCAAAUGGCGGACCCCCGAUGGCCUGAUGGAUGGCCUGACCACCAAUGGGGUCCUGGUGAUGCACCCUGCGGGAGGCUUCUCAGAAGACUCGGCCCCAGGUGUCUGGCGGGAGAUCUCCGUCUGCGGGAAUGUGUACACGCUGCGAGACAGUCGCUCAGCCCAGCAGCGGGGGAAGCUGGUGGAAAAUGAAUCCAACGUGCUGCAAGACGGCUCGCUCAUCGACCUGUGUGGGGCCACACUGCUGUGGCGCACUCCGGCAGGGCUGCUGCGGGCACCCACGCUGAAGCAGCUGGAGGCCCAGCGGCAGGAGGCCAAUGCAGCACGGCCCCAGUGCCCAGUGGGCCUCAGCACCCUGGCCUUCCCCAGUCCAGCCCGCGGUCGCACAGCGCCUGACAAGCAGCAGCCCUGGGUCUACGUCCGCUGCGGUCAUGUCCACGGCUACCACGGCUGGGGCUGCCGGCGGGAACGGGGCCCCCAGGAGCGCGAGUGUCCUCUCUGCCGCCUUGUGGGGCCCUAUGUGCCCCUGUGGCUUGGCCAGGAGGCUGGCCUCUGCCUGGACCCUGGGCCGCCCAGCCACGCCUUUGCACCCUGCGGCCACGUCUGCUCUGAGAAGACUGCCCGCUACUGGGCCCAGACGCCGCUACCGCACGGCACCCAUGCUUUCCAUGCCGCCUGCCCCUUUUGUGGGGCCUGGCUUACGGGUGAACAUGGCUGCGUCCGUCUCAUUUUCCAGGGGCCACUGGACUAAGCUCCUGGGGCCUCUGCUGCCAUGCCCGCCUGCCCACCCAGGUCUCCCACCCCCUGCAGCCCAGAUGGAGCUCUGCAUGUGGGACUCUACCUGUUGGCACAUUGCUCACUGGCUGGACACACUGGAUGGGCUGUGACCCUCCCCUGAGCUCUGGUCCCCAAGGAGGUCCCCAAGAUCUCUACCCUAGUCAUACUGAUGAGGGCUUUAGCACCAGUGCUGUUCCAGGCUGAUGGAGGGAGUCAGCCCCAUGCCCCUGCCCUUCCAGGGGCAUCCCACAUCAUGCCGCCUACACUGUGCCCUUGGGGGAGUGAAGGAGCUGUGGUUCCUGACCCCCAGCUUAGGCUGGCUGUGCCCUGAGCCUGCCAAGUCAGUAGCAGGUAUCUGUCCUUCCUGAUGCUGCCCCGCCGGGUUCCCCUAUAAACCUCGCUACUCAGCUGCCCUGACAAAUCCACGUGUCCCGCGUGCACGCAGUGCCUCCAGCCCUGAGCGAGUACUAGGUGGGCAGCGGGCUGGAGCUGGCAUGUGCUGAUGCCCACCACAGGCUACAGUCUGUGCCAGGUGGCUCUGUGGAUGCAGAGAUAAUCAUGUUCCCCACCUGGUGGAUUUCACUAUCUAGUGGAGAGUGGACCAAAUUACCAAAUGACAGAAUUCUCAGGGCUGGGGAAGAGUCACUGCUGGCCACAGGAAAGUGAAUGAGGCAAGGGAACUCAGCCUCCAUGGUGGCUUGGACUCUCCAGGCCAAUAGGAUGGGGAGGGUGCUGCACAUUCUGUGCAGCCUAGGGGUAGGGAAACAGAGUGACAGAUUCUAGGGGCUGGAGCAUGGACUGCAGGGGGCAGAUGGGGGUAGAGCAGAGAUGGGGCCAGGCUGAUGGGAAGACGCUGGAUGGAGGAUUUGGAUCCAUAUUUGUGGACAGCCAGGAGUCAACAAAGCAGGGAGAGGAUUCUCGGCUCCAGAGCAUUGGCUCUGACACAAGGGCUACUAUCACUGAGUGCCCACGUGUGCCCCACACUGUGCUAACCAUAAUAACAACUGCGAUCAUUGAGCACUCA